UCCAGACGGAUAUGGAUACCGACGCGCGCUCACACAGGUAGCUCAGCCUCACUCAACGCUACUCUUUUGAACAAGUUAAUUUUACCAAUAAAUAUUAAGCCUAUGUUGGUAGGCCUUUGUAUUGGAAGGUACAAAGUGCUCACUUGGAACUUGGGGAAAAGGGGUUCCGUCAUCUAGCAUGGUCACUGUCCGUAUUCGACUGUAGUUUGUUCCCCCGACUGUGCCACAAGGCAUAGCACUUUCUCUGAAGUGUACAUGCAUGGAGGUGCAAUCACAUGAUCAAAGAUGUCUUUGGGCACAUCACAGACUCAAGCACGUCAUCAUGCGAAUACUAGUAAUGAAAAGGAUGUAGACGAUAAUGACAUUGGCACCACAGAUGCCGACACCAGCUCAUGGGAGAGUGAGCCACAUACUGCCCGAAGUGCACGGCAGUAUCACCCUGUCAAAGGGGAGCGCACAAGAAUGGACUCGGAUGAUGAGGACAAUGAUGAAGAACUGUUAACAAAUGGAGGCAUUCCAGAGAAUCCUGUCUUUGGCAAUCAGGAAUUACUUUCAUCUGAAUACUUGAGGAAGACUUUUGGGCUUGAUGGGAUGGAUAGGAGGAAAGAUGCAGAUCAGCAUUGGGGUAAUAAUAAAGAUGCAACAUUGCAAGCACCUCGGGAGCGACAAAGUCAAAAUGAAGCUGGCAUCCAAAAUGGACUCAGGAAGGAUGGGCAUUCGUCUUCUGAUCCUAGGCAAGAGGGAGGUGAUCAGGGGAGUGGUAACUCUUGUAAGGGAGAUAAGCAAGAUAUUGAAGAACUUGACCUCACCAAGGAGCCGAAACCCUCACUGUUUGGGAGAGGAAUGCCAGGGAUGCCACAGGCCAAGUUUUUUAUCAUGCCACCUCUCGGGUCAUUUGCAUCAAGCCCCUUUGGCUCUCUGAUGACGGGCCUGCUGUCAAGCGACGGUGAAGGAUUUGAGAAUGAUGCUGACGUGUCCAGCCAGUCUGAGGCAGAGGAGGAGAGGCCACCCCGAGGGAAGCCACAGUUCUCUCCCGGAAUGGACCAGAGGAGCCAGCAAGAGCGUUGGGAGCAGCUUUUUGGGAUGCUGGAGCAGCAGCAUCGACAGCAGUUGAUCUUACAGCGGGAACACCACGAGCGACAGGUCCAACUUCUGCAGAUGCAGCUCGCCCGCCUGACAGAAGAACAGGAGGAACUCAUCUCCAAGCAGCACCAGGAACCUCUUGGGCGGGGCAGCAAGACACCUGCAGAUCAAAAUCUUCAGGAUGCUGGGAAGCAGUCACAAAGAAGCCAUAAUGGGAAUGAAGGGAUGAGGGUGAUCAAAGAUGAGAAUACUGAGAUCUUAGGUUCAACUCCUUCAGAGGGGGGUGACCAAGGUAAACAUUCUACCUCGGGGGACAGUGAUGCAACACUGGAAGGCUCCCUGGCAGAUGCCAGCGAGACACUUAUGACCACAUGGUCUGACAUUAUUGAACAGAAACAAUCUGAAAAGGAGAGAGGAAGGCUACAGAGUCGGAAGGAGAAAUUAAAGAAGGAGAUGCAAGAGAGGAAUCCCAAAGAAUUAGAAAUGCAGAAGGGCAGAUCUAGAGCACAGCGUGAUCGUUUUGUCACUUUGCAAAGUCAGUUUGAACAACAGCAGCAGCAAUUGCAAGAGCAGUAUGCACGUCAGAUGGAACACUUGCAACAGCAGUGGGUGGAGCUUCAGACCCAGCAACAUCAACAACAAGAAGUCCUUCGCCACCUCCUGUCAAGGCAGCAGGAGAGGAUCACCCAGACACAUAGGCACGCACAAGCAGCGACACAAGCCCGCAAAGCAGAGGAUUCUCGUGGAGAAGGAGAUCCCAGGGACAAAGACAGGGGAAGCCCUACCUCAGACGACACCAGCACCGUGUAUUCUGACUUCACUUACUGGAAGCAGGCUGAGAAGGAUACCUACAGAGCUCUGCCUGACAUGUCAAUAGAAGAUGCUGCAGGAGGACAGGGAGGUCAAGUUCCAGGAACUGUGCAGGGUCGAAGGUUAUACCAUCAGCACUCGCCAGAAUUGUCUGUGGGAAACGAUAGCUGGCAUUCUAGUGAAGGUAGAUCUCCAAACCCUGGUCCUCAAGGAUCUCCUGAACUUGCUGUCCCGUGGUUGGCCAGUGGUCCCGGGCAAAGGUCACCCCAUGCAUCAGGUCAGAGUUCAUCUCCUCAGCGUCCUGGAGAUAACAGAGAGCAGGGAGACGAUGCACAGCUUACAUCAAGCUUGAGAUUGAAUUUACGGGAGAAGCAUGCCCGCCACAUUGCCGACUUGAAAGCCUACUAUGAGACGGAGAUCCAGGAAUUGCAAAACCAGCUGACAGAGGCUGCCUCCCUCCAAGACCACUCCCCCGACAAGGUCAUGAGACGAACCAAUCAGAGGCUUGAGGACAACUGCAUCAAGCAGGAGGCAGCCCUGAAAUCGGCCAAUAGUCGAAUUAAAGACCUGGAAAAUACUGUACAAGCUCUGGAAACAAGACUGGGUGAAACCUAUAGCAGCACAGACUCCUCCGUGGCUACUUUGAAGCAGAAGGUUGACGACCUCAAGCAGCUGUGCCGACAUAAGGAGCUGGACGUCCAGUCACUGGAGAAGAGAAACAGGGAGCUGCAGGUGUCACUGGAUCAGGCCUACCAGCUUCAAGAUGUUCAAGCAAUGGAUGAACACCGUGACCAAAAAAUCCUUAAAAGGGUCUUGACUGAAUACAAGUCCCUGGCCGAGAAGCAUGAGAUAACCCAGGAAUUACUUCACGAUACAGAAACACAGCUCUACGAGUCCAAAGCAAAGAUUGCAGAAUUGACCAGAAAAGUGUCACUCCUUGAGUUUGAGGUGAGACGGAUAGAUUUGGAAAGCUCAAUACUUAAGAGACAAAGUCUGCCUGAGUCAUUGAGUGGAACCAGUUUGAGAUCCAGAACCAGUCCAGGUGCCACACCCAACGCUGCGCCUGCCACCUUGAGAGCACUAGACAGCCACCCACAGGACGGCCACCAUGGCACCUCAGGGACUGCAAAGGAUACCAGGAACGCACAGGAUUCAUCAGCCGUAGCCCGCUCGGUGGAGGAAAGAAAGUUCCUGAGACCCAGUGCCGAUUACAACAUCCUGACUGGAGAGAAGCUCCAAGGGUCACUGAGUGGUAGUGAGAGCCUUCAAAUCAUGUCAGACACGGAAAGCAGUUUGACACAACCUGAAGACAACAGAGACAACUUGGCAGCUCCCACUCACCACAGUGACCUGGGAGUGCCCUUUGACACUGAUACAGAUGAAGAACGCCCCCUAUCGCCCAUGAUGAAAGCGGCACGCCAGUUUGAAGUGUGGAAAGCAGAGGAGACCAGGAAUGCGGCCGGUGGUAAAGGACUGACGCUGAAAGGUCUGAAUGGGACACGUUUAGCCGAUAGACCAGACAGACCGGAGGGACCAAAUAUGCAUCACCACAACCGCAGUACCAACAAUUCUGGUGGUCAUUCCCAUGGCAGCAAGAAAGUGAAAGCGACACUUGAAAGCAGCCCAUUAACCCAGGAUUCCAGCAUCCACAUCUGGCCGGCGUCGGGCGUAAAGUCCACCGGGCGCUCACCCACCGCACCUGGGCCGUCGAAGGUUGGUGCUGCCCUGGCCCACAGCUCUCCAAAGCAGCUUGCCCGUCAGAGCCUGGCCAAGGCCAUUAAGCCCAGGGACCACGACCUGUUUCCUGUGAGAGAGACCAGGAACAGCCCCCAGGAGGCAAAGCAGGGCAGCGCAGCUCCAACAAGACAGUCUUUUGAAAGAGCACCCUCUUUGGUUGGGCUCAGGAAAACAAAGGAAUCACCAAGGAGGCAGCUCUUUGCAGACAAUAAAAAAAGUGAUAACAGACUGGAAAGAGGGGAUAACAUUGCCAAUUCUGUUCUUGCCAAAGUGCGAGCUGGUGAGGUUCAGACCAGGGCAGAUUGGGAGGAGCCAGGCUCAUCAAGCGCUCAACGCAGUCAAACACCCAAGAAACAGACAGAGUCCGGUCUGGACAUCAUUCAACGCAUCAAUGACAACCAGAAGAAACUGGACCAGCUCAUAAUGGAGAAGCGUCAGCUGGAAACCACCCUUAGUCAUAUGCCGAUCUCAGGAAGGGUUUCGAGGCAGACACGACAGGAAGAGGAGCAUCUUGAACAGCGGUUGGAGCAUGUCACCCAAGAAUUGGGAUCUGUGCGGAUGCUCCUUCGGAAGUACAACGCCCUCAAGAGUUCAAUUUAAGCCAUGUAUUCCAGGCAAGGCGUUCCUUUUUUCUUUGUCAUCAAUUUGGUGUGUAUUUUCCUGUGUGAAUUGCACAACAUGCUUUAUGAAAUAAUCGUCAUAGUAUUGAGAAAUUUAUGGUUUUAAUGGGAGGCAUUGGCAUUAUUGUUGACUGCUGUUUGAAGAGAAUUUAUUUUUGAGUCUAACUAGCUUAUAUACAUGUGACAAUACACAAAGGCAUUGCUUCAGUAUUUGAAGAUAAAAGUUAGAUUGAUAAGAUUUGUGUUUUAUCUGUUUUCACCUCUAAGUCCACUUUUUCUGAGUUGGUAGCAUUUUUAUCACGAAUACCUCAGUUUCAACUGGAGAGAAAAAGUAAAUGUUGAGAAUGGGGAACAGAUUUGUUAAACUUUAGUGUUGUCAAAACCAUCAGAAGGUCAAACAUGAGACCAGUCACAUGUAACAGGGUGAAUAAUGACAAAGGAAUACUUUUGUUGCAGUUCAUUUAAAUAGCUUGCGACGAGAGCUCUUGUGUUUAUCUUGUGUGAUCGCGUUAUAAAUGGUCCUGUGGGAUCUUGUGAUGGUUGCUGGAUGUCUCAACUGCAACACUGUUAAACUUUGACAACUUACAGUUAAUUAAUAUGACAUGUGGCUGCUCGGCACUUAGUCACCACCUUUUUGACAAAGUCUCACAAAAAUGUGAAGAUUACAAUUUAGGUAAAUUUCAGCCCAUUAGAUGGCACGGGCUGUCAGACCAAUGAUGUCUUUGAUAUGUUGAGCUUUGUCAGUCUUGAUACCAGAUGAGAAGUUGAAGCUUCAUUCAACUCUUUUGUCUGGAUUUCCUCAGUGGUCUACAGUGUGUUCAAAUACAUUAGCCCAUGUAGCAUAUCCGACCAGGAAGGGAAGUAAGUUACCCACCUCCAAGAUACAGUGCAUGUCACUUUUUUUUAUUGUGUAUGUUAUUAAUAGGAAUUGAAGCUGCCAGCAUUUUUAAAAAACAGUACUGUCACCACUCACCUUUCUAUGGGGAAGUCAUGAGGAUUCUUUCACCAGUGAAAAAAAUUGGAUAAUUAUUUUUAGAAAACAUCACAUUUUGCCCCCCUCCCAUUCGGAGUUGCAGCAAGCAAGCAUGUGCUGGUGCAAGACAUAUAGCUGCAGCAGCAGAGAGUGCUGCUGUCAAUUGUGGGAGACAAAGGCUGUGUCCCAGAGUUACAGCUACGGCUUUAUGUGCCUAUUGAAGCCUGUGGCUUGCGACUGCAGCCACUUCCCAUAGGUGUGUGCUUCAUAUACUUCUUGCCUCAGCCAGUUGAGUUAUUUGUACGCCAAACCUUACAUGUAACUUUGUUUCCAGUUUUGGCUUUGCCUACAUGUCAGUUGCUUAGGGCCCUGACUUCCAGAUAGAGUUGAAACAUGAGUCCACAAUUUUGCAACUGACAUAUGACUGUUUGGAUUUGUAAUCAAAGAACAGAUCUUUAAAAUUAGACCCUCGACCACGAAAAGACCUGCAAAUGGCUUAAGGGGAAAUCUGAAGCCUGUAACAGGUUUUACCAAAGCCCCUUAUUAGUUCUAACAUGCUCGGAAAUUGUUUGCGUGAAUGUUGCCCAGUAUUAUUUUAUUUGCGGGAAGAAGCGAUGUGCGUGUAAAGUCAUGAAGUUUCAACCGCUGUCUUGAAUUAAGCUUAGGGUUUAUUGCUUUGUGAACAAGUCUUUUUCGGCAACCUUUUUCUGCAGAUGUUGCAAAGCUGCAAUUCAAACUAAUUGGCUGUCGAUGUAAUGCUGUACAGUACUUUUGAGUCUUUGAAAACAGUGUCUACUUCAUUAACGCAUCAUUUACUUCUGUUGUUUCUCAUUUCCACUGAAAUACUAUGCAUAGUUUCUAAUCAGUAAAAUCUUUAUAAACAAAGUGCCAUCUUCUUGUCUGGAUGCCUCCAGAAAAAAAUCUACCUUACAUGUUUCAUUCAAGAAGUUCCUAUUGUGUGUGAAUUGUUUUACCUACAAUGUACAUGUAAAUUUCACGCUGAAGUACUCUAACAGUAUGGACAUGUGUGUUUGUGUUGUGUGAACACUGCUUGGAGUUAAUCAUGUAUGAUUAAAAUACAGAGCAAUAAUUAUUGCUUAAUAGACUGUA
This is a messenger RNA of Acanthaster planci (crown-of-thorns starfish), 6333 nucleotides long. RefSeq lists its product as uncharacterized. Gene Ontology annotation, cellular component: centriole. The record is from RefSeq and is a predicted model, not a curated record. NCBI's taxonomy places the organism in Eukaryota, Metazoa, Echinodermata, Asteroidea, Valvatida, Acanthasteridae.